AUGGCUGUCGCGGUACGCGGGUGCGCGCGGCGUGGGCGGGACUUCCUGUCGGCGUCGUCCGCGGUGGACCAGGGCGCCCAGUGGAGUCNCGGAGCGGCUGGCGAUGGCCGCGGAGAGGGCGAGUUGGAGCCUGGCCCGCCGUGGACGCCGACUGGACGUCGAGGCCAAGGAGUGGCGCUCUUUAUAGAACGCACGCCGUGUGGUCCUCACAAUGCGGGCUGUGCAGCCGCUUACGUCCAGAGUGCCUUUGAAGACUGCUGCCUGGGUUACCAUUACAGGAUCAAAUGGAAUGUUCUCCGGCACGCUAGGAAUUAUCACCGGCAGGAAGUGAGCGGAAGCUGCAACCUGCGUGCUGUGAGAUUCUACUUCCCCCAGAGGGUAGUGUGUGGGAAUCCAGAGGACAUGAAUGUGAAGAGGGCGAUGAGAAUCUUGACAGCUCGGAACAGGCCAGUCCACGGGAAGAGCACCUCAGACUCUCAGACUGAAAGGAAGAAGUCAAACCAUAUGAAGUCCAAGGUGAAGAACCCCAACAGUACAAGCCCGAGGAAUGUCACCCUAGGCCAUCCCAGGAUGGUGAUGAUGCCCAGAAAGGCCAACAAUUAAGUUAAUUACUCAGAGUAAGCACCAGCUGGAGGAUGGGAGGAGCCUGCUGAAGUGCUGUCUUCUAGGCCCGCCAGUGCCAAUGAACUCACUGAAGCUGCAGUUUCCUGUACAAGACCGGACCCGCCAACGUCUCAGCAUGUAUGAGGAAGGAACUACUAUGCUAAAGACCCUCCCAUCGCCAAGGAGCUAUUGGCUAUUGAUGAUUGCUGGGGGAAGGGAGUCUUUUUUUUUUUUUUUUUUUUUUCUGAAGCGUGACUUGAGUAAAUUUCCCAUAGUCCACUAUAUAAUCCCCAACCUGUGCUCAGGCAAGCAACCCUAAUUAAAUGCAGUGACCGCAUACAAAAGAACAAAGGGGUAUGGAUAGUUUGGUAGGAGGGGGUUGUUAGGAAGAAGAAAUUAACAGGAGAGGAAUGAGACGAUAGUGAGUGUGUGAAAAUGCCUACACAAGUGAAAUGGUCAAAGAAAUAAAAAAUAAAUACUUAAAAAGCUAUUAAAAAGUAAUAACUGACA
Messenger RNA from Mus pahari (shrew mouse), 1113 nucleotides. RefSeq names its product C-C motif chemokine ligand 25 (gene Ccl25). Lineage: Eukaryota; Metazoa; Chordata; Mammalia; Rodentia; Muridae. Gene Ontology annotation, biological process: immune response. Gene Ontology annotation, molecular function: chemokine activity. Gene Ontology annotation, cellular component: extracellular region. The transcript has 5 exons. The record is from RefSeq and is a predicted model, not a curated record. Bases 1 to 603 code for a protein of 200 amino acids.